Messenger RNA from Trematomus bernacchii (emerald rockcod), 875 nucleotides. It is a transcript of the gene crabp1a, whose product is annotated as cellular retinoic acid binding protein 1a. Gene Ontology annotation, molecular function: fatty acid binding. The record is from RefSeq and is a predicted model, not a curated record. Gene Ontology annotation, cellular component: nucleus; cytosol. NCBI's taxonomy places the organism in Eukaryota, Metazoa, Chordata, Actinopteri, Perciformes, Nototheniidae. Bases 143 to 556 code for a protein of 137 amino acids. The transcript has 4 exons. Gene Ontology annotation, biological process: fatty acid transport.
AGACACAGAGAGACAGAGAGAGACACAGAGAGACACAGAGAGAGACACAGAGAGACAGAGAGAGACACAGAGAGACAGAGGGAAGACAGAGGCAUCAGGACGAGGACCGGGUUUCUUUCUGCAGCGCUCAGCCUCAGCAGACAUGCCUAACUUUGCCGGCACCUGGAAGAUGAAGCGGAGUGAGAAUUUUGAUGAACUUCUCAAAGCCCUGGGAGUGAACACCAUGCUGAGGAAGGUGGCGGUGGCCGCGGCCUCCAACCCCCACGUGGAGAUCCGCCAGGACGGAGAUAAGUUCUACAUCAAAACCUCCACCACCGUGCGCACCACCGAGAUCAACUUCCAAGUCGGGGAAGAGUAUGAUGAGGAGACGGUGGACGGAAGAAAAUGCAAGAGCCUCGCCACCUGGGAGACAGAGAACAAGAUGGUCUGUAAGCAGACUCUGGUGGACGGCAACGGCCCCAAAACCUACUGGACCCGAGAGCUGAGCGGCGAUGAGCUCAUACUGACUUUCGGGGCAGACGAUGUAGUUUGCACAAGGAUUUAUGCCCGGGAAUGAAGCUCUGCAACUUCAUCAGGCGACGAGAGAGAGACCCGGUUGGACCACAACGCCUCGACUAAACCCAACAACACUCUGUCAUGCUAACAUGCUAACACAUUCGCAACGUAUCCUGUGUAAUCUCUCAGCAUCAGUCUGCAUAGUCUCCAAAAACAAUAGCAAUGUGUCUGGUUAUUAAUAGUGAGUAUUGUGUCUGCAGUAGCAGUGUCCAUAUCUGCAACCCUGGUGUCGGCUGUGUGUGUAGGCUUUAGUCAUGAGAUGCCUUCAUUAAGUAUUCAUGUUCAAUGACAGGAAACAAUAAAAAAAGGAACGAACAGCA